Molecule: messenger RNA, 194 nt
Organism: Racocetra fulgida
Lineage: Eukaryota; Fungi; Glomeromycota; Glomeromycetes; Diversisporales; Gigasporaceae
Source: the annotation of a GenBank genome assembly
AAGAUGAAGGGGGAAAUGAAGAAGAAGAUGAGUAUACAGACCGUAGAGCUAGAGCACUUUAUAAGUUUCAAGCAGGAGAUGUUGAUGAAUUAAGUUUUGAAGAAGGAGACAUUUUGAUAAUAAAACAACGAUUAGGUGAUGGAUGGUUAUUAGCGGAAUUAAAUGAUAAAACCGGGCUGGUUCCGGAGAACUAU